AUGUUUCGGAAGGCAGGAAAACCUGCAAGCGCGCAUCUCCUGGCGCCAGGUGUAGGUACACGGCGUAAAGCACUGCGCCAGCCUUGUUCGAGGGAACAUGCCGCUCGUCAGUGGUCGCAUCCCUUCAGAAAAAGAUGGGAAGUACUUCGCGGCCAGGAGUCAUCUGCGGUUGCCAACCCCUGCCUCAAAUCUUUUUCUCCUGCUCCGUGCUCUCGACUAGCGGCGCACGGGUCAGAGCAUCAACGGCAAAUCUCAAGUCGAUUGCUUGCCUCACGCCUGACAUCGCGACCUCUCGCUGGCUGCUGGAACAUCCUUCCCGUCUCUCGCGGAAAAGCUGCCUUCUCGCUUCCGAGAGAAACCCGCUCCUUCUCUUCAGUCAUCGUUUCCCGAAGCAGAAAAGGUACACGCGUGGACGGGGGGGGACAGCAGUCGGUGCCAGGCAGAGGAAGAAAGCGGUAUCGAUGCUCUGUGGAGACGUGCGAAGAGGAAGGCGAGCGAAAGGAAUUCGACGACAAUGGAUUGCCUCGGCUUGUCCGAAGGGCUGUUGAGGCUUCCUACGUGCCCCGUGCGGUCCCUCUAUCAUUCUGGAAAGCCCAGGCGGAUCAGGCUCUUCGGCUCCUUCCCUCCCUCCUCCCCUUCCACUUAGCGUCUCUGCUUCUCGCGUACGCUCGCGCCGGCGUGCGGCACCCGCCUCUGGCAGCGGCGAUUGUCCGUCAGUUCGCCGACAUCUCCAGUCGACAGCGGUAUCAUCCGCUUCUGCUGUCUCCGCGCUCGACCCUCUAUGCGAAUUCGCUUGAGGGGGGUAACGAGAAACUGAAGAGGCGUUCCGCGCACAUGGGCUCGCCAGAGGAGACAGAGGAAGAGCGGCAACGCGUAGACUUUGCUGCGUUUUCAACAGUGCUCCUCUCUCUCGAAAGAUUACAUCUUCUGCAGCACCCCCUCGUGUAUGAACCUGCCGAGAGACUCCAGGGUGUUCUGCUCCAUCGACUCCAGGGACACUGCGAUUCUUUCACCUUCCGGCAGCUCAAGCGGCUGAUGCUGCUCCUCGCGAAACUCUCCGCAGUUGCGAGUGCUCGAUGUUCAACACGUGGGGUUGGCGCCCAUGCUGAUACUCACGGGGGAAGUGACGAAGACCUCCCACGGGUGUCAGCACAGAUCCAGACAGAGGAAAACGAAAAUAAGGGAGGGCAGGCAGGAGAAGCACGACGACCGCUCGAGAAUCGGAGUUUCCUGGUGGAGGUGAUGGUGGCAGCAGCAGAGAAAGCAAUGGAAGCUGUCCGGCCCCCAGCUGACGCGGCCAAGGUGGUCGUCGAUGAUAGAGAAAUGUUCCCGGUUGCGUGGUGUAUAACCAGGUUUGACCAGAUGCUCUUCUCCAAAAUGGUUCGAAAAGACAUACAUGUCGCGGCGAGAGAGAUUCCCUCGGACGGUGGGCAGGCUGUAGUAGGCACGGGAAAUGAGGAUUACGAAACAAGGGUUGGCCGACGAACAAGGGAACGGUCACGUGCAAAUGAAGCAAGCGCAACGCCACCAGGAGGCAAAGCGUGUCCGAGGGAAAAGGAACAGGACGAUGGAUUCAGUUACAAGUUUGUUGCAGGCGGCACGGCGUAUGAUUAUCCUGAUGACGGACUAACAAAGGACAUGAUCGAUAUGUACACACAAGCUCGCGAAAAGCUUCUAGGAUGUGCCACGCGAGGUGUCCGGACGAUCAUCGUCUCAAGACUCCGCUGCGCACCUCUGGACGCUGCUAUGGCGCUGGAUGCUUAUCUCCUCCUGAACGAUCCCUACAUGAGCACGAAAGCAGAGCAUUACUUUUCUUUUGUUCUGUCCAACGCUAACGUCGAGGAGCUCCUCACGUUGGCGGAUGGAUUCAGACAUUUACGUAUUGCUCAGGGGCGCGUGUGGAAUGUCUGGUGUCAGCACACUGAGCGCUGUCUCACGGACUACGCAGGCCAGGACAACGAAGGGGGAGACCGUGCAGAUCCAUCUUGUCGACUCCCGCCGAUGGAAACUUUGCAGGCGGUGCGAGGCUGGUUUGACCUGCUCGGCCGAGCCUGCCCGCUGGCAGACGCGUUGCUAGUACAGGCGACGCUGAGGGCUGGACAGGAGAAGCGUUCUACUGUCGAGACCAGGUUCCCAGGGCGUGACAUCUAG
Neospora caninum is the source of this 2151-nucleotide messenger RNA. RefSeq lists its product as hypothetical. The record is from RefSeq and is a predicted model, not a curated record. The coding region runs from base 1 to 2151 and encodes 716 amino acids. Lineage: Eukaryota; Apicomplexa; Conoidasida; Eucoccidiorida; Sarcocystidae. The transcript has 3 exons.